Homarus americanus (American lobster) is the source of this 1192-nucleotide messenger RNA. Its product is annotated as inactive hydroxysteroid dehydrogenase-like protein 1. NCBI's taxonomy places the organism in Eukaryota, Metazoa, Arthropoda, Malacostraca, Decapoda, Nephropidae. The record is from RefSeq and is a predicted model, not a curated record. Bases 16 to 1125 code for a protein of 369 amino acids. The transcript is spliced from 8 exons.
UAAAAAAUUUGAAGGAUGCUCAUGGGCACCGAUGUGGCAACCGUCGGCUGCCAAGUACUGUGUAAUCACUCACACUCCUCCUGGCAACAGUCUCUAGUGCACACGUCUGUCCGACGGACCUCUACCAUGUUUAGCGAAGAGCUGCUGCAGGGGCUUGAAUACGGUGGGAAGCUGUUGCAAGGAUUUGGAUAUGUAAAGGACGUUUUCGCCGUCAUUGGGAUCCUGUACGUGGGAAAAGUGACCACGUACCUGCUUUAUGACGUGGUAACAGGAGUGAGAACUCUCUUUUGGUCCAGAUUGUGGGACAAACGACUUGUUGCCAAGUAUGGCAAGUGGGCAGUUGUGACGGGCAGCACAGAUGGAAUUGGAAAAGAAUACGCCAAGAAGCUGGCUCAGGGAGGCAUGAACAUCAUCCUCAUCUCACGCACCAUGGAGAAGCUCAAGAAAGUUGAAACCGAGAUUGCUGAUGAAUAUGGAGUAGAGACUGAGGUCGUUCAGGCAGACUUCAGCCAAGGGCGUGUAAUCUAUGAGGACAUCGGAAAACACCUGCAAGACAAGGAGAUUGGAGUUUUAGUAAAUAAUGUUGGUGGGGUCGCAAACUUGCCAACCAAAUUUGGAAAUUUAACAGACCAUGACAUCUGGGCUCAAGUCAACGUGAACGUAGCAUCAGUGCCCGCCAUGACCAAUUUGGUCCUCCCUGGAAUGCUUGCUCGGCGCCAAGGAGCCAUCAUCAAUAUAGCUUCCAUAACGUGUCAUGCCCCAGUUCCUUACCUCGGGAUUUAUUCAGCUACAAAGGCCUUUGUGGACUACUUUUCGACAUCGCUGUACGGGGAGUAUAGUGACUCAGGCCUCACCAUCCAGACCAUCAAUCCUGGUUACGUCUCGACCAACUUGACCAGUUUUUCAGAUUAUGUCCAUACCCCUGGCAUCAGUGUCCCAACAGCUUCAACAUACGUCAACAGCGCGUUCUCCACUUUAGGUUACUCCCAUCGCUCUAGUGGCUACUGGAGUCAUGCUUGCAUAACUUACAUUAUAGAUAACAUCUUCGGCCGGUGGAUGACCUCAUACUUGAGUGGUGCAUUUGAGGCAUUCCUGGAAAGAGACGCCAAAAAGAAGAAACAGUAAGCACGUAUUAACAGAAAAUACUACUCCAGGGAGGAUGAGGACCAUAACUUGGUGUACAGAUGACGAG